Oryza sativa Japonica Group (Japanese rice) is the source of this 1605-nucleotide messenger RNA. Its product is annotated as protein trichome birefringence-like 21. Lineage: Eukaryota; Viridiplantae; Streptophyta; Magnoliopsida; Poales; Poaceae. Gene Ontology annotation, molecular function: O-acetyltransferase activity. Gene Ontology annotation, cellular component: Golgi apparatus. The record is from RefSeq and is a predicted model, not a curated record.
CUGAAACGAAUGAAUUCUUUGUGACCCCAGGCCAGAAUUGAAACUUGAAACACGCAGGUCAGACUUUGUUGAUCGGUAUUAAGCAACCCCAGAUUAAUGUCACUAAGUGAGCACUGUCACUUGCUGCUCGAAGGUGCAAGCUUGCAGCUAGCUAGCCAGCCAUGGUUUUGUUCUUCAAGGUGCUCUUCGGCCCGGCCGCCGUGUUCCUCUCGGCGCUCGUCGUCCUCUCCUGCUUCAAGAGCGUGCCGUACCUGAGCAGGAUGAGCUCCUCCGAGCUCCCCUCCUACAUGUCCUACUUUGAGUCGCCGAUCUCCAAGUGCGACAUCUUCCAGGGGGAGUGGGUGCCCGACGAGAGCUCGCCGCAGUACACCAACCUGACCUGCUCCUACAUCCAGGAGCACCAGAACUGCAUGAUGUAUGGCCGCCCCGACCUGGAGUUCCUCAAGUGGCGGUGGAAGCCGGCCGGCUGCGACCUCCCGCGGUUCGACCCGGACAAGUUCCUCCGGCUCGUCGGCAACAAGACGCUCGCUUUCGUCGGGGACUCGCUGGCGAGGAACCACAUGCAGUCUCUCCUCUGCCUCCUGUCCAAGGUUGCGACGCCGAAGGACGUGUCGGUGACGGGGAAGACGGACCCGGACAAGAUACUGUACUACGAGGGGUACAACUUCACCAUACACAUCUUCUGGUCGCCGUUCCUGGUGAGGACGGAGGAGUCGGCGGAGAGCCCCGGCGUGUUCAAGCUGUACCUCGACGAGCCCGACUGCAAGUGGUUCGCCCGCGUGGCGCGGUUCGACUACGUCAUCUUCUCGGGGGCCAACUGGUUCACGCGGCCGUCCCUGUUCUACGAGAACGGGAGGCUCGUCGGCGGCAGCUACGUGGCGCUCAACAUCACCAGCGACCUGACGCUGCGGCACUCCCACCGGAUGGCGUUCCGGACGGCGCUCCGGGCCAUCAACGACAUCAGGUUCAGGGGGAAGGCGAUCGUGCGGACGCUGUCGCCGAUGUCGCACUUCGAGGGCGGCGCGUGGGACAAGGGCGGCGACUGCCGGCGGACGCGGCCGUACAGGGGGAACGAGACGGCCAUGGGAGGCAUGGACCUGGAAUUCUACACGUCGCAGGUGGAGGAGUUCAGGGAGGCGCAGAGGGAGGCGGCGGCGAACGGGGUGGACAUGGUGCUCAUGGACCCCACCGCCGCGAUGCUGCUCCGGCCGGACGGCCACCCGAGCCGGUACGGCCACUGGCCGGACGAGAAGCGGGUGCUGUACAAUGACUGCAUCCACUGGUGCCUGCCGGGGCCGGUCGAUGCCUGGAACGACAUGCUGCUCCACAUGCUCUCAGAUUGAUCGAUCUCAUUAGUAGUCUUUUUGAAAGAAAAAGAUUUGUCCUAAGUAGUAACACACACAAGUUAAUUGGUGGUCAUGUGGUUCAAUUGGUGUAGUUUAGUUUUUUUUGCCUCGAGAUAUACAAAGUGUCCUUUGGUCAUGUACGAUUGAGCCAAGGCUCCCUGGGACUAAAUUCGUCCAUAUUAUGCAGAAGCAUCUCAUGAAAUUAAGCUGUGGCGCUUGUACCAACUUGAAACGCCCUAACCAAAGAUUCGUGUGCCUA